This is a messenger RNA of Hypoxylon trugodes, 1671 nucleotides long. RefSeq lists its product as uncharacterized. Bases 1 to 1671 code for a protein of 556 amino acids. Gene Ontology annotation, cellular component: membrane. Gene Ontology annotation, biological process: magnesium ion transport. Gene Ontology annotation, molecular function: magnesium ion transmembrane transporter activity. The record is from RefSeq and is a predicted model, not a curated record. The transcript is spliced from 2 exons. Lineage: Eukaryota; Fungi; Ascomycota; Sordariomycetes; Xylariales; Hypoxylaceae.
AUGGGAGUACUCGGCGAUGUCUCCCCAGGAGGCACCAUAGCGAUCGGUAUUAUCGUCGGUCUCAUAUCCACGAGCGUCCAGUCCCUCGGCCUCACCUUACAGCGAAAAUCGCAUAUGCUCGAAGACGAAAAAUAUCCACUCGAAUUCCAAAGACCUGCGUAUCGAAGGCGAAGAUGGCAGUUGGGGAUGGGCAUGUUUAUUAUAUCCAACAUAUUCGGAAGUACCAUUCAGAUCUCUACCCUUCCGUUACCAGUCCUUUCAGCCCUCCAAGCCGCCGGGCUAGUAUUCAACUCUGUAUGCGCGACAUUAAUAUUAGGCGAACCUUUUACGCAAUGGUCCUUCUACGGAACCGCGCUGGUUACUACCGGGGCGGCACUAAUUGCGACAUUCGGCGCGAUACCUUCUCCGGCACAUAGUUUACAAGAGUUAUUGGAUUUGCUUGGUAGAUGGCCUUUCAUCCUAUGGAUGUCACUCCAGGGCGUCCUCGUUAUCUCAAUGGCGGUUGUCAUCGACCUUGUCAACCAUUUUAGCAGUCUUUCGCAGAAUUCGAGAUUCCGACUAGCACGCGGCCUCGUAUUCGGUUGUAUCAGCGGCAUUCUGUCGGCUCAUUCUCUAUUAUUCGCAAAAUCCGCCGUCGAGUUGGUUAUUAGGACGAUUGCUGAUGGCGACAACCAAUUCCUGCAUUGGGAAUCUUGGAUGAUUGUCUUUGGACUCGUUGCCUUGGCCUUGAGCCAACUGUAUUACCUUCACCGUGGAUUGAAGCUAGUAUCCACAUCUGUAUUAUAUCCCCUUGUGUUUUGCAUUUACAACAUCAUCGCUAUUUUGGAUGGUUUGAUAUACUUCCGACAAACGGACCUCAUUACACCCUUACACGGCGGACUCAUCGCAUUAGGUACCGUCAUCCUAUUAUCUGGAGUUUUAGCCUUAUCAUGGCGCCUCAGCGACGAGCAGCACCCUCCUGCUGUAGGACAGUCAUCCCUAGCUCCAGGAUUAGGACUUGUGGAGGAUACAGAAGGAGAAGAGUCAUCCCCUGCAGACACUGACUCCGUUGGUGCGGCUGAAGAGGCCGUGCCAGCAACAUAUAACACAUUCGCGCCGGUUGGAGAGACCACGCCUCUCACGCCAGGCCGCAAGCCGUCGACUCGUUGGUAUGAACGCGCACAAAUAUGGGACGAACUAGAAGAUCAAGAUACACCAAGACCAUCAUUUAGUAGAUACAGGUCUAGCACUAUACCAGAUAGCGCAAUUGGCGAAAGUACACCAUUAAUGGGGGAUCGAAGGGUCAUCUCGGGAGAAUCCACGUUAUCGCUUAGUGCGGCUGAGCAAGGUGGAGAUUCACCGAGAAAAAUAUUCAGACGACGGAGAAAGUCAACAGGUUUCCCAGGUUUUACAGCGCGCAAACACGUCCGACGGAAGAGUUCAGCCAGCGCAGGAGUUCAGGAUACCCUGGGUGGAUUUCUGAGGCUGAGGUGGUGGCGUGGGAAACACAGUAAUCACUCAGACGUAGCGGUAGCGAGCUCGCCGGGGAGUGGGAGUCAAAGAAGACAGUCCUGGGUCUGGAGUCCAUCGAGGCAGCAACACCCCGAUGAUCAACCCGAGGACAACGGUGAGAGGAGGGACUAUAAUCAGAGGUCGCGACCAGAAAGCCCCAGAGGCGAUGACGCUGUUUAA